This is a messenger RNA of Prorocentrum cordatum, 351 nucleotides long. Lineage: Eukaryota; Dinophyceae; Prorocentrales; Prorocentraceae. The record is from the annotation of a GenBank genome assembly.
AUGCCGCUCUGCGUCCCUGCUUACUUUCCGGGGCAGGCCACGCGGGGGCGGCGCCGCCGUAACGCGGCGGGGCACGGAGGCAGUGCCGCCGCGUGCAGCUCGAACCGCAGGGCGCAUCAGCUGGACUGCGAUUUGGGAAGCGCUGGGCUCGCAGGCGAGCGCGCACGGACAGCACCCCGCGCCCGCGGUGAAGGUGGCCCGUUUGCGCGAGUGGCCCCGCCGCGGCGGCGGGCGACUGCACAAGCCGAGCCUGCUUCGUUCAAGCCAGACCGCAGCCUGCGCGUGCGGGCGCGAGUCGCUUUGAAUCGGGGGGGCCUGGGCUGGGCGGCUCAGACACCCUGCCUCCGCUGA